This is a messenger RNA of Nicotiana tabacum (common tobacco), 529 nucleotides long. The record is from RefSeq and is a predicted model, not a curated record. NCBI's taxonomy places the organism in Eukaryota, Viridiplantae, Streptophyta, Magnoliopsida, Solanales, Solanaceae.
AUCAGGAAAACUGAAAAGACUUAGUAUUGCUUGUUGCUAUGGUAUGUUAUGUGACGGGUCGGUUGAAGCAGUUCAAAAGCUCCCAUUGUUAGAGGAGCUUAGUCUGACGCACACUGAUAUCACCACAGAGGGAAUUGAAGCUCUUGGACGCUCUUGCCCACGGUUGACGUCCUUUAAAUUGAAUAACUCAUGUUAUAUGGGAUCAGGUGAUGACUUUGGUGAAGGAGAUUUUAGAAACGAAGAGGCUCUAGCUAUUGCUAAGAACUUGCCUGCCUUACAGAACCUUCAGCUCAUUGGGAAUACUAUGACAAAUGAAGGCCUCCUAGCUAUUCUUGAUGGCUGUCCUCAUCCUGUAUCACUUGACCUGCGGCUGUGCAAAAAUGUUAGCCUCAAUGAAGUCUUGAGUAGUAGAAUUUCUGGACAAAUUAAAGAUGUGAAGCACCCUGGUGACUCUCUGAAAGGUUUUGAAUUUUCAUUUGAUACUUGUGGGGAUGAAGAUGAGAUGUCGGAUGACAUGUCAGAUUAUUAA